AUUUUCAAAUAGAAGGGCUAUUUAUUAUCCUUUCCUGAUAUACAUAUACCGCGUUUUCACCGAUUCACCUUUCUAGGGUUUCUCUUUCUCUGCAAUCGAAGGUAAGGCGCGCAGCUAAGCAACCAAACCAGCAGCCAUGGUUCUCAAGACGGAACUGUGUCGUUUCAGUGGAUCCAAGAUAUACCCUGGGAGAGGCAUUAGGUUUAUUCGUUCUGAUUCUCAGGUGUUCCUGUUUCUCAAUUCAAAAUGCAAGAGGUACUUCCACAACAAAUUGAAGCCAUCGAAGCUUACCUGGACCGCCAUGUACAGAAAGCAACAUAAGAAGGAUAUUGCUCAAGAGGCUGUGAAGAAGAGGCGACGUGCUGCCAAGAAGCCCUACUCUAGGUCCAUCGUUGGUGCCACCUUAGAGAUUAUCCAGAAGAGGAGAGCUGAGAAGCCAGAAGUUCGUGAUGCUGCUAGGGAAGCUGCUCUCCGUGAAAUUAAGGAAAGGAUCAAGAAAACAAAGGAUGAAAAGAAGGCAAAGAAGGCAGAAGUAGUUGCCAAAACACAGAAGUCGCAGGGUAAGGGUAGCAAUCCCAAGGGAGCUGCACCGAAGGGUCCUAAGCUUGGAGGUGGUGGUGGAAAGCGCUGAGCCACUGUUUUGUUCGUAUUUUCUUUUCAUGGAGUAACAGUUAGUACAAUCUUUCAUUUUUGAAUGCUGUGUAAGAAUUGAUUGGUCUUGUUGCAAUCAUUUUUCCCCGUCUUUUUAUCGUAUGCCUGGCACCUGGUUGUUGAA
Molecule: messenger RNA, 775 nt
Organism: Quercus robur (English oak)
Lineage: Eukaryota; Viridiplantae; Streptophyta; Magnoliopsida; Fagales; Fagaceae
Product: 60S ribosomal protein L24-like
Exons: 5
Coding region: 137-631 (164 amino acids)
Biological process (GO): cytoplasmic translation
Cellular component (GO): cytosolic large ribosomal subunit
Molecular function (GO): structural constituent of ribosome; mRNA binding
Source: RefSeq, a predicted model, not a curated record